GAUAUUACUAUAUCAAAAGAAAUAUAUCUGAAGAAAAAAAUCAGUAUAAUCAGGUUCUACUAUAGUAGACUGUACAUUGAAUUCGUAGUGUUGUAGUAGAAAACAGGUAGUAAAAUCAGCUGAAGUAGACAUAUCUGGUAGUAACCUGCAGAUCUAUCCAAAAUGUCGACUGAAAAGCCAACCAUCCUUUUCGUGCCUGGAGCAUGGCACUUUCCUGACAGCUUUGAUGUUGUGAGAGAAUUACUUAAGCCAUUAAGUUAUCCAACUGAAGCUGUGGCGCUGCCAUCCAUUGGAACCGAGCCCCCAAAUAAAGACCUAUCUGACGAUGCUGCUCAUACCCGGGCUGCCAUUCAGAAGCUGGUCGAGGCAGGAAAGAAAGUCGUCCUCGUUACUCACUCAUAUGGAGGGGUCGUUGGAUCUUGUGCUGUCGAAGACCUGGGCUUUUCUCAGAGGAAGAGUGAUGGGAAGGAAGGCGGGGUUAUCAACUUUGUGUACUUGAGUGCAUUUGCGCUGCCGAAGGGCGUCAGUCUUCUUGAUGCUCUCGGAGGUAGCCCGCUUCCUUGGAUGAACUUCAAGGGCGACUAUUGCUAUGCCGACACUCCAGGGGAUAUUUUCUACCACGACCUAUCAUCGGAAGACCAACAGAAAUGGAUCGCGCAACUCUCACAUAUCUCCUCUGCCGUCUUUAGUGGCAAAUCAACGCACGAGCCUUGGAACCAUAUGCCAUGCACUUACAUAUUCUGCGAGGACGAUAAGGCAAUUCCCCUUCCAGUGCAGCAAGGCAUUGCAGCGUCUAUGGGAAGUAAUAUCACGACUUUCAGCAUUGCCGCUUCGCACUCGCCAUUUUUGAGCACCCCUGACAAGGUGGUGGAGGGUAUUGAGUUGGCUGCGAAGCUUGGUUUGGAGAAGAGCCAGUAGAUUGCAGUUUCAGGACUUCAUGAUACUGGUGGUAUAUAGAGAUACGGAAGCAGAGGAACCAGACUGGGAAUUGUACGCACACCUGUGUAUAUAUCGUUCAUGGCAGACUAAAAUCGGAAAACUGACAUGAUUGGCCAAUUUAUUUGAGAACUCGCGACUUCCAUCACAAAUAGCCGAACUGUUAAUCACAACAUAGCAGAGUUGGAAUCCUCUCAGCAGGCAAGCGUCGGUAGACAGCGGGCAAAACAUCAUGAUUUGGGGGGCAAAAUAGCUGGGUAAUCUCCCUUUAGGAGCCUUCAUUUAUUCCUUCAACAGUUGAUCGAAUUCAAAGCUACGAGCUAUUAUCACCCACAAGAACAGAAAUCAAAACUCGAGGUCUGGCCCUUGAUUCAAUAUGCUGUACUGUAUCAGUUGAUUGAAGUCCGUUUUGCUUCCUAAUUGUUUCCUGUACCUGACAUUAGCGAAUCCCCGCCCCAAGUGGGAUGCUUUCAAUCUGAACCAAUGUAAACAAGGCCAGCGGCACGAUGCCAAAUUUUACUUACUAGAAUAUUUCACUCCCAGUCAUGUACCAGAUGUCUGAUAUUAAAAUAUUAAAUAUCUACCA
This is a messenger RNA of Botrytis cinerea B05.10, 1522 nucleotides long. RefSeq lists its product as hypothetical. The coding region runs from base 163 to 918 and encodes 251 amino acids. The record is from RefSeq and is a predicted model, not a curated record. NCBI's taxonomy places the organism in Eukaryota, Fungi, Ascomycota, Leotiomycetes, Helotiales, Sclerotiniaceae. The transcript is spliced from 3 exons.